UCGUAAGUCGGGUACCUAUUUUUCAAAUUUUAUUGUUAAAGAAUUAUUAUCAAAAAUCUAACUUUGUACGGGUUCCGGAAAUUAUUAUGACGGCAGUUGAAAAUAAUUUGUUACUGGUGAUUUCUGUGCUAUUUUCGAUCUAUGUGUGGAUAAAUCGGGCAAAAUUUAAGCUCAUAUGGCAAAUCAAUGGUGCACGUGGAAUAUUUCAACAGCCAUUGUUGUUUAUAUUAAUGUGUUUUAUGCUUGAUCCAAAAAGAUUAUUGGAAACAUUGCGAUAUCUUCGAAAGUAUUUUAAAAGACCAUUAGCAUUUUUGUUCGGAUCUCAAUCCGUACUCUAUGUGGAUGAUCCGGUUAUGAUGGAAAGAGUUUUAAACUCACCAGAAUGUUUGGAUAAAACAUUUUUACAGGACGGAUUUUUCGUACGAAAGGGAUUACUACAUGCGAAGGGUCAGCAAUGGAAAAUCAGGCGAAAGCAACUCAAUCCCACCUUCAGCUAUGGUGUCCUCAUGAGUUUUUUCCCAACCUUCAAUAGUGUCGCCAAUUCACUACACUCCAAAUUCAGCGAUUACCUAGGUCUUCAAGAAUUCAACGAGAUCGAGGACAUUAUAAGCAGAGCUGUCCUCGUCACAGCGUGUCAAACCACUAUGGGAACUGAAACAAAUUUCCUAGAAAACGAUGAACAUGAAAUCGCCCAAACCUACAAAAAACUCUUGAGGAUAUCAUCGAUAAAAACAAUCAAACCAUGGUUACAAAUUGAUUUCCUGUUUCGAAUGACUAAAUUGUAUAACACAGACAUAGAACUCAAUAAAAUGGCCGCAGAUUUUGUCAAAGAUAUUGUGAGCAGAAAACACAACGAAUGGAAGAAGAUGAACGUAUUGAAUACAAGCUCCAGAAGUACAAGCAGAAUCAAAAUCCCAAGCACCACAGAAGUCGAAGGCACUUCAUGGGAAGAGGUUGAGGUAGAGGUAGAAGAUACGCAGCGCAAGAAAAGAAAUUUCAUCGAGCAAAUUUUCCACUUGGCAGAAAAUGGGGAAAUCACGUUACAGGAUAUUAUGGAUGAAUGCAAUUCUAUGGUUUUGGUUGCAUUCGAAACGGUCUCAAACAGUAUACUGCUGGCUUUGCUCUGUCUGGCAAUGUAUCCGGAAACUCAAAAGAAGUUACGCCAAGAGCUACACUCAACUUUUCCAAAUGGCGAUGUUUCCAGUAUAUCCGGUGAUAAUCUGAAGGAUAUGAAGUUUUUGGAUAUGGUUAUUAACGAGUCUCUACGUUUGGUUACUACCAUCCCAAUGGCAUUGAGAGGUGUCAGUAAGGAUUUUGUGUUGAAGGACGAUAUUGUUAUACCUAAGGGUACCUUCAUCAUAUUGGACACAUUUAAUAUGCAACGAGAUUCAGCCCUUUGGGGUCCGUUCGCACAAGAGUUCUAUCCAGAGCACUUUUUGCCAGAGAAUGUAGCCAAACGCCAUCCAUACACAUACGUACCUUUUAUGAAGGGAUUGAGGUUUUGCAUAGGAUGGCGUUACAGUCUAAUGCUGACCAAGGUUAUAAUAGCCAAACUCAUUCAUUCGUAUAGCUUUGAGACUGAAACAAAACUUAAGGAUUUGAAGUUCAUCGAAGGGAUAUCAUUGAAAAUAAGGGAUUGCGAUAAAAUUAAAUUUACUGUGAGUAGGGUAAGAAAUUAGUACACUGUGAUGUAUGUAUGUAUGUUUGCAUAAUAUUGUAUAUAUAAAAGGUUAAUAAAUAUAGUUUUAAAUAAA
Molecule: messenger RNA, 1754 nt
Organism: Eupeodes corollae
Lineage: Eukaryota; Metazoa; Arthropoda; Insecta; Diptera; Syrphidae
Gene: Cyp318a1
Product: probable cytochrome P450 318a1
Exons: 8
Coding region: 87-1679 (530 amino acids)
Molecular function (GO): monooxygenase activity; heme binding; iron ion binding
Source: RefSeq, a predicted model, not a curated record